This is a messenger RNA of Spinacia oleracea (spinach), 1211 nucleotides long. RefSeq lists its product as uncharacterized. The record is from RefSeq and is a predicted model, not a curated record. NCBI's taxonomy places the organism in Eukaryota, Viridiplantae, Streptophyta, Magnoliopsida, Caryophyllales, Amaranthaceae. The transcript has 9 exons. The coding region runs from base 129 to 899 and encodes 256 amino acids. Gene Ontology annotation, molecular function: hydrolase activity.
UCCACCUUUUUUUUAAGUUAUAAAUAGCUCCCCCCCUAUCUGUGUUUUUGUUCAUUGCAUUCUUCUUCAACUUGUAUUACACACAUUUACCAGCUUCUUUAACCAGUUAACUUUGCUGCAACUUCAGUAUGAGCUAUUCCAAUUACUCAACUGGGUCUGGUGUUAGAGGUGGAAGGAGGACCUUUGAAUUUGGGAGGACACAUGUAGUUAGGCCAAAAGGAAGGCACCUAGCCACAAUUGUUUGGCUACAUGGACUUGGUGAUAAUGGUUCAAGUGCUUGCCAACUCUUGGAAUCUCUUCCUCUUCCAAAUGUUAAGUUUAUAUGCCCAACUGCUCCAACUCGUGCUGUGGCAUUACUUGGAGGAUUUACAUGCACAGCAUGGUUUGAUGUAGAGGAAAUUUCAGAGAAUGGUCAAGAUGAUCUUGAAGGAUUGGAUGCCUCUGCAGCACAUAUUGCAAAUCUACUGUCAACAGAACCUGCUGAUGUUAAACUUGGUAUUGGAGGAUUUAGUAUGGGUGCUGCUGUUGGGCUAUACUCAGCAUCCUGUUUUGCUGUUGGGAAAUACGCGAAUGGAAACUUCUAUCCGAUUAAUUUGAGGGCGAUAGUUGGACUUAGUGGUUGGCUUCCAAGUGCAAGGAAUUUGAGGAACAAGAUGGGAGGUUCACAUGAUGCUGCAAGGAGGGCCACGUCCUUGCCUAUUUUCAUCUGUCAUGGGAAAUCUGAUGAAGUAGUUGCAUAUAAAUUUGGGGAGAAAUCUGCACAAGCCUUGACUUCAGCUGGAUUUCGAAAUCUCACAUUCAAAAGCCAUGAUGGGCUUGGACAUUACACAAUACCAAUGGAGAUGGAUGAAGUCUGUAAUUUCUUGGUAUCCAGGUUGGGACUUGAAUGUUACCGCUGAAUUAAGGCGCCCUGAUUUGCCGUGUUUUGGAAGGAUUUCUGAGUUUCUGAGUACUGACCUGUGUAAACAAACAAGAAGAACAUUAUGGAUUGAAGAAUAUAGUUUGAGAGCAUACAGUAUAGCCUAUAGGAUCGUUUACAGAUAUUCUAUGAUAUGUUUUCGGCUACAUAAGCCUGUUUACCAAUAAAUUUCAUGUAAUUUAUUUUUGAAAGUUCUUUGUUUUUCAUCAGUUUUUUUGGGAUUGGUUUCUAGGCUUGUAGCUAAUGAGAUUGGUUGUUCUAUAAUACUAUGGUUUUUUUAUUAGAAUCUUUA